This is a messenger RNA of Mangifera indica (mango), 1891 nucleotides long. Its product is annotated as beta-catenin-like protein 1. Gene Ontology annotation, cellular component: spliceosomal complex. The record is from RefSeq and is a predicted model, not a curated record. NCBI's taxonomy places the organism in Eukaryota, Viridiplantae, Streptophyta, Magnoliopsida, Sapindales, Anacardiaceae.
GUUAACGUUUUACAUUUUGACACUAAAAGUUAGUAGGGCUUAGACACCGCGAAGAACGAAAUGGAAGCCGGCAGCAAACGCAGACGAACUGGUGAAGUUAUUUCCAACGACCUUAACAACAGCAACAACAUCGACCUCUGUCUACUCGAAGCAUUGGAGAAAUCUCAAUCCGCUGUCGAAGCUCUUGACCUUCGCGCUCUCAAGAAGCUUGUCCUUUCUUUCGAGCGUCGUCUUAAAGAGAACAUUGAAGCUCGUCUCAAAUACCCCGACCAACCUGACCGAUUCGCCGACACCGAGGUCGACCUCCACGACGAGCUCGAGAAGCUCAAAGUCCUCGCCGGCGGUCAGUUGUACCCUGACCUUGUUAAUCUCAACGUCAUUCCCUCUAUUUUAGGUCUCCUCUCUCACGAUAACACCGACAUUGCAAUCGAUGUCGUUCAUUUGUUACAAGAUUUGACGGACGAGGAUGUCUUGGAGGAUAACGAUGAAACUGCACGCGUCUUGGUGGAUUGUUUGAUUGAUAAUAAUGUCUUGGAGUUGUUGGUUCAAAACUUGCAUAGAUUAUCGGAUUCGGAUCCGGAUGAGAUGGCGGCUGUGUAUAAUACGUUAGCUACAAUUGAGAAUUUGAUUGAGGUGAAACCCUCGGUUGCUGAAUUAGUUUGUGAGAGGACGAAGUUGUUGAGGUGGUUGUUAGGGAAGAUUAAGGUGAGAGAAUUUGAUAGUAACAAGCAGUACGCCUCGGAGAUUUUGGCCAUUUUGUUACAGAACAGUACGGCUAAUCAGAAGAGGUUAGGUCAGAUGAACGGUGUGGAUGUGCUUUUGCAAGCUGUGGCUAUGUACAAGUCAAAGGAUCCUAAGAGUUCUGAUGAGGAGGAGAUGUUGGAGAAUCUAUUUGACUGUUUGUGUUGUUUGUUGAUGCCUUUGGAGAAUAAGGAGAGGUUUGUUAAGGCUGAGGGAGUGGAGCUGAUGAUUAUUAUUAUGAAGCAGAAAAAAUUGGCUUAUGGCUCAGCAAUAAGGGCGCUUGAUUUUGCUAUGACCAAGUAUCCGCCAGCUUGUGAACGCUUUGUGGAUGUUUUGGGGUUAAAGACUGCUUUUGCUGCUUUUAUGGGUAAGAUUCCCAUGAGCAAGAAGAACAAGAAAGAGCAAUACCAAGAGGAGUUAGAGGAGCGCCUUGUGUCCCUAAUUGCAUCAUUAUUUGGUGGAAUUUUGAGGGGUUCUAGAAGGGAAAGAUUGUUGAAUAAGUUUUUGGAAAACGAGUGUGAGAAGAUAGAUCGUCUUAUGGAGUUGUAUAUGAGAUAUUCAGAUAGAGUUGCAGAAGAGACUGAACGAAUGAAUGAGCUCGAAAUUGAUGAUUUGGAGAUGGAUGAAGAAGAAAGGUAUAAUCGGAGGCUUGAAUCUGGACUAUACACUCUCCAGUUAAUUGCUAUCAUUCUGGGUCAUCUUUGGUACUCUGAUUACCCCCAAAUGAGAGCAAGAAUUGAGCUAUUACUUAAGCAACAAAAGCUUACAAAGAAGGAAGUUAAGGAUAUACUUCAGGAAUAUCAUGACAACAUCGGGGAAUUGGAUGGACCAGAGGAGAAGGAGCGAGCACAGUCCAGAAUCCAGAAGUUCAUCUCUGCUUUUUGAUAAUAUAUUUUAGCAGCUGGCAUGCCAUAAGAAAACUUUAUGCUUUGGUUAGGCCCUAGUUGUGUAUGAUUCCAGAGUCCUGAAUUUGAUUAUGUGCAAUAUAUGGUCGAUCUAUUGUUCAUUUGAGUGCUUUGUUCCUGAAUUAUUUUGGAUGUAAAGCUGAAGCUUUUUUUUUUAUAAUUAUUUUGCAGCUUAUUGAUAUCCUUAAAAACAACAAUUUAUUACUUUAGUUGAGAAUUAGCAUACAAUCAUGUCAUUUGCCACA